AUGCGCUGCUCCUCUCCACCUCCCACACCCAUAACCGGUCAUUCUAAUACGUACAGGUUAAUACAUGGAUAUAUCGUGCUAAGGAUAAACUGUAACAAAGGGUCCGGAUGGUAUAUAAAGUCGUCCGUAGAUCAUCUUCUCAGUUCGCUUUGCGUCUUCGCUCAUAACAGCAAUAUGAAUUAUCGUCAGUUAACGAAAGUGCUAUUGCUGCUAUCGUGUUUUAUAAGUCAUGCAUUUGCUGGAUUGCUACCGGGUGGUAAUACCGGUGGAAGUGGUUAUCAAUACAACAGACCAGGUGGAACUGGAUUUGGAGGAGUUCCAGGGACAUUCACUGGAGGAGAUUUAGGAAGGGGUAGUGACUUUGGAGGUGGAUUCAAAAGACCCACUACGUUAUACGGAGCACCAGGUAGUGGUGGUGAUAUUGGAUUUGGUGGACGUCCAUCUACUGCUUAUGGCAUUCCUGGGCAGUUUGGUGGUGGUGGUGGUGGUAGUGGAAGUUAUCAGGAUGCUGGUUAUGGUCAGGAUAAUGGAAGACCUCAACCAUAUAGCUUCCAAUAUGAAGUGUAUGAUCCCCCUAGUGGCAAUGACUACUCUCAACGUGAGAGUAGCGAUGGAAACGUAGUACAAGGAGAAUAUAGAGUGUUAUUACCAGAUUCGAGGACGCAAAUCGUGAAGUAUAUGGCUGAUGAUGCAAAUGGUUAUACUGCCGAUGUUCAAUAUGAGGGACAGGCUCAAUUUUCUCGAGGAGGUAUUGGAUCUGGAGCUUAUGGGACACCUGGUCAGACAGGAGCAGGAGGAUAUCAAGGAGAUGCUGGCGUAUUUGGUGGAACUAGUGGACAAUUCGGCGGACCUACAGCUAGCAAUCAGUAUCUACCACCACGUAACAAUUAUCGGAAAUAA
This is a messenger RNA of Apis laboriosa (Himalayan honeybee), 900 nucleotides long. RefSeq names its product pro-resilin-like. The coding region runs from base 1 to 900 and encodes 299 amino acids. The transcript is spliced from 4 exons. The record is from RefSeq and is a predicted model, not a curated record. Gene Ontology annotation, cellular component: extracellular matrix. Lineage: Eukaryota; Metazoa; Arthropoda; Insecta; Hymenoptera; Apidae.